Hemiscyllium ocellatum (epaulette shark) is the source of this 2382-nucleotide messenger RNA. RefSeq names its product cadherin-6-like. The record is from RefSeq and is a predicted model, not a curated record. Gene Ontology annotation, molecular function: calcium ion binding; cadherin binding. Gene Ontology annotation, cellular component: catenin complex; plasma membrane; adherens junction. The transcript is spliced from 11 exons. NCBI's taxonomy places the organism in Eukaryota, Metazoa, Chordata, Chondrichthyes, Orectolobiformes, Hemiscylliidae. Bases 1 to 2382 code for a protein of 793 amino acids. Gene Ontology annotation, biological process: adherens junction organization; cell-cell junction assembly; cell morphogenesis.
AUGGCGUUGUUGAAUUGCUGUGUGCUAAUGCUUCUCUGGAUCAGCCUGUUGGAGUUCAGCCUGAUGUCCCCACUGUCAAACAGGACUGCUAAAGAAGAAGAGGACGGACUGGCAGUGACGCCUGAGGGUGACAAGCUUUCUGUCUUACAUCGCUCCAAACGUGGCUGGAUGUGGAAUCAGUUCUUUUUGCUGGAGGAGUACACUGGGGCUGAGCCACAGUACGUGGGCAAGCUUCACUCUGAUGUUGAUAAAGGAGACGGCACUCUUAAAUACAUUCUGUCAGGCGAUGGAGCUGGAACAGUAUUCACCAUUGAUGAGAACACUGGGGACAUUCACGCCUUAAAGAAAAUGGACCGGGAGGAGAAAUCUUUUUAUACAUUGCGUGCUCAAGCCAUUGAAAGACGGACCGGGAGGCCCGUGGAACCUGAAUCUGAAUUUAUUAUCAAGAUUCAUGAUAUUAAUGACAACGAACCAAAGUUUUCAAAGGAAUUGUAUAUGGCCACUGUUCCUGAAAUGUCUGAUGUUGGUACGUCUGUAAUUCAAGUGAUUGCUACUGAUGCUGAUGACCCUACCUAUGGGUACAGUGCCCGGGUGGCAUACAGCAUCUUACAAGGGCAGCCUUACUUCUCAGUGGAAUCGGACACAGGUAUUAUUCGGACAGCUUUACCAAACAUGGACAGAGAAGCAAAGGAGCAGUAUCAAGUGAUCAUCCAGGCAAAGGACAUGGGUGGACAGAUGGGAGGAUUAUCAGGCACAACAUCUGUAAACAUCACCCUCACUGAUGUCAAUGACAAUCCUCCCAGAUUUCCUCAAAGUUUAUACCAAAUGAGCGUCAAGGAAUCUUCCCCAGAAGGUGGGACUGUUGGCAGAAUUAAAGCUUAUGAUGCAGAUAUUGGAGAAAAUGCAGAAAUAACCUAUCACAUCAUUGAUGGAGAUGGGAUGAAUAUGUUUGACAUUAUUACUGACAAGGCCACACAAGAGGGUGUCGUGUUGGUCAAAAAGAUGUUGGACUAUGAGAACAAGAAAAGCUAUACCUUAAAAGUUGAGGCAACGAACAGUCGGCUUGACCCGCGAUUCCUUUACCUGGGUCCAUACAAAGAUGUAGCCACUGUGAGGAUUGCUGUUGAAGAUGUCGAUGAGCCUCCAGUGUUCAGUAGACCCUUUUACAUGUUUGAUGUAUAUGAAGACAUUGAUGUGGGGACUAUCAUCGGUACCGUAACUGCACAGGAUCCUGAUGCAUCUCAUAGCUUGAUUAGUUACUCAAUCGAUCGGCACACUGAUUUGGACAGAUAUUUCAACAUAAACUCUGCCAAUGGAUCAAUUGUAACUUUGAAACCUCUUGACCGAGAAGAAAUGCCUUGGCAUAAUAUUACGGUCAUAGCAAUCGAGACAGUUUUGGAAAAUUCAAGGCAAACUAGCCGCGUGCCAGUACUUCUCAAGGUUUUAGACAUCAAUGAUAAUGCUCCAGAGUUUCCCGUGGUUUAUGAGACUUUUGUCUGUGAGAAUGCAAAGGCUGGCCAGCUUAUACAAACUGUCGGAGCUGUGGAUAAGGACUCACCACCAAGUGGAUCCAGAUUCUUCUUCAGUUUGACCCCAGAAUCUGCCAACAAUCCUAAUUUUACAGUUCUGGAUAAUGAAGAUAACACAGCAGGAAUUCUAACCAGGAGAGGUGGAUUUCGUCGUCAAGACAUGAGUACCUACCUUUUGCCUGUCCUGAUUGCUGACAAGGAGUAUCCCAUACAAAGCAGCACGAAUACCUUACUGAUCAGAGUGUGUGCCUGUGACAGUGACGGGACUAUGCAAUCCUGUAAUACAGAAGCAAUAAUCCUCCCUCCCGGUCUCAGCACUGGGGCUCUCAUAGCCAUUCUGCUCUGUAUCAUUAUUCUGCUCGUUAUUGUAGUGCUGUUUGCUGCCAUGAGGAAACAGAGAAAGAAGGAGCCUCUCAUUAUUUCCAAAGAGGAUAUCCGGGACAACAUUGUCAGCUACAACGAUGAGGGAGGUGGUGAGGAGGAUACUCAGGCCUUUGACAUCAGCACACUGAGAAAUCCGGAGGUCAUCGAAGACACCCAGUUACGCAGAGACAUUAAACCCGAAAACUUCCUUCUCCCGCGACCAGCUCCAACUAUACCAGAUAACACCGACGUAAGAGAUUUCAUUAACCAGAGGUUAAAGGAGAACGACACAGACCCCGGAGCACCUCCUUAUGAUUCACUGGCGACAUAUGCCUAUGAGGGGAAUGGGUCCAUUGCUGAGUCUCUCAGUUCCUUAGAGUCAGUUACCACAGAGACAGACCAGGAUUAUGAUUACUUGAGUGACUGGGGACCUCGGUUCAAAAAACUGUCAGACAUGUACGGAGGAGAGGACAGUGACAGAGACUCUUAG